UUUUUCUUUCGGUCAGCAAAGUCCUCGGCAAUACUCGCCACACAAUUUUAACAACAAAGGGAAAAGACGAAUGAUGCUUCGAGUUGAAUGUGAAAUGUUAUUUUUGACAUAUGUCUAAGCUUUAGUUAGCCUACUUGUCUUGGAAAUAUUACUUUCACUUUCAUUGUUUAUGUUUUUUGAGGUACAACAGCAUAGGGACAAAACACUUAUUUCCAUAGAAACUGCGUUCAUUUUGUCUUGGAAAAGUGUUGAAAAUGACGGCCUGUAUUUCGAUCACAUUGUGUGCAUUCUUCGUGGCUGGUGUGCCUGGUGUUUGUACAUAUUAUGGAGUGUCACAGUCUGUGAUGGAGGGAGAAUCGGUGACUUUACCCUCUGGUGUUGAAACGAACAAACAAAAAAAGUUGAGAUGGUAUUUUAAUGACAUUCUCAUUGCUGAAAUCAGUGGAGAUCUCGGUUAUCGUUGUACAGAUGUUCAGUGUAAAGAUUCUGAUAAGAGAUUUAGAAACAGACUGAAGCUGAAUCCUCAGACUGGAUCUCUGACCAUCAAAGACAGCACAACCACCGACUCUGGAGUUUAUAAACUAAAGACGAUAAGAAACAGCGGAGACAGUGUAAAGAUCUUCAUUGUUACUGUGCAUGUUUUUUUCAGUAUUAAUACAGAAGAAGAGUCAGCAUUUGUGAUGGAGGGAGAUUCAGUCACUCUACACACUGAUGUUAAAACAAAUCAACAAGAAAAGAUUAGAUGGUAUUUUAAUGAUGCUCGUAUAGCUCAAAUCACUGGAGAUCUCAGUUUUAUCUGUACAGAUGUUCAGUGUGAAGAAGGUACUGAGAGAUUCAGAGAGAGACUGAAGCUGGAUCAUCAGACUGGAUCUCUGACCAUCAGAGACAUCAGAACCACAGACUCUGGACUUUAUCGUCUACGUAUCAUCAGCAGCAACAGCAUCAGUGAAAAGAUCUCCAUUCUUGCUGUAUAUGAUGCUCCUGAGCAAGAUCAAAUGAAGAGAAAGUCAGUGAAGGAGGGAGAAUCUGUUACUUUAGGUCCUGGUGAAGUUAAAAACCUGAAUUAUUUUAUGAAAUGGUAUUUUAAUGACACUCUCAUCGCUGAAAUCACAGGAGAUCCCAAUAAAACCUGUACAGAUGGUCAGUGUGAAGAUCCUGAUGGAAGAUUCAGAGACAGACUGGAGGUUAGUCAGUCUGGAUCUCUGACCGUCAGAAACACCACAAUCACAGACUCUGGGCUUUAUAAACUACAGAUCAACAGCAGCAACAGAAUCAGUAUCAUCAAGAUAUUCAGCGUUAUUGUCACUGCUGUUCCAGAUUCAAUAGUGUCUUCAGCUGCUAAAGAAGGAAUAUAUGCUGUUGUUGUUGUUCUGCUGUUUACGGCUGCUGCAGCAGCUGCUGCUGUGAUUUACUGUCGCCACAGGAAAUCUACACAAGCAGGACGAAAUGGCAUCAUUAGGCUGCACAGUUACAAUGAGGAGAAUGGUGUAAAACACUCAACUCCCUUAUCAGAAUGGGUUUUAACUGAUGACUGCUGAUAAUGGGACAUCACAUAGCAUUAAUUAUUAUUUGGGUAACCUAGAUGGGAAAUGAAAGAGAGGAGUGGAAAAAGAGAAACUUAAAUUGUCGUCACACUCACAGAGAGGUGGUUCUACUCGGUACCAAUUCUGAUGUUUGCUGGUUUGUACUAAAUGUUUUAUAGUUGAAAAGUGUAAAAAUGCAUUAUUCCGUCUAUUUUGUUUCAACACAUGUUGCAAUUUGGAAAGUAUUAUAUUUUAAGCAUUUG
This is a messenger RNA of Sinocyclocheilus grahami, 1786 nucleotides long. RefSeq names its product carcinoembryonic antigen-related cell adhesion molecule 3-like. NCBI's taxonomy places the organism in Eukaryota, Metazoa, Chordata, Actinopteri, Cypriniformes, Cyprinidae. The record is from RefSeq and is a predicted model, not a curated record. The transcript is spliced from 7 exons. The coding region runs from base 255 to 1538 and encodes 427 amino acids.